This is a messenger RNA of Trichomonas vaginalis G3, 945 nucleotides long. RefSeq lists its product as uncharacterized. The coding region runs from base 1 to 945 and encodes 314 amino acids. The record is from RefSeq and is a predicted model, not a curated record. The transcript has a single exon. Lineage: Eukaryota; Parabasalia; Trichomonadida; Trichomonadidae.
AUGAACAAAAAUGGAACAGCUAAAAUGAAUGAUAAUCAAAUUAAAGCAGAAGGUAGAAGGUUAUUUAAACGCUUCUAUAACAUUCCUGAUGGUGUUAAUCCUAAAACUCGUAGAAGCUAUUUAAAUGAAGCAAUAGAUGCAUAUGAAGGGUUUGACAUUUCAUCAGAAAGUGAGAGGUUAGCAAGAAUGUUAAACGUUAAUAUUGAUUUUUAUUAUUGUGACCCUCAACCAGAAGACGUAGACAUUAACAAGGUAGACUUUCCAUUAGUGGAAUCAAUAAUGAUAGAUCCAGAAUUUGAAACAGUAAAUAUUUUAUUAACACAGAGUCCAUGUGGAAAACUUCACGCUGACAGAAUAACAGACGUUGAAGCACUCACCGGCUAUAAAGUUUGCCCCUUUUGCAAAGAAGAAGUAUAUUCUAUCCGUGAUGAUCCAGAAAGGAAAAACCAAAGAAGAUUUUUAAAACAUUGUGAGAAAUGUAAAGAAAAUAAUGGAAGAUUAAUUCAAGACGUUCAAUUGCAAAACACACAACAACCAUAUGCACCACAUAUCACGAAACAGAAGAUAUAUCAAUGGCUAUUAGCACAUAAUUUGCAGGAAUAUUAUAAACCAACAAGAUAUUAUAUUACUUUUGACUUCGAAACAUUAGAGACUAAAGAAGAACUUCAACUUUCUGAAUGUGCAACUUUGAACGCUUACUUAAAACCAUUCAUGGUAUCAUCAACUGUCAAAAUAAAGCCGCAAAGCGGCGAGGUCGUAGACCGUGAUAAAACAUUUACGAGGAAUUUUUGCUUAACUUCAAGUGAUUCGUUCAUCUCUGAUUGGAUUGAGUUUUUAUUUUCAACCUGUUCAUUAGUUGCUAAAUCAAAUAUUGAACAAUAUGAAGAAUUAAUGAAGUCACAAACAUUAAAUGAAAAACAAAGGAAGCAUUUAAAGAACUUCUAG